Molecule: messenger RNA, 4683 nt
Organism: Rhineura floridana
Lineage: Eukaryota; Metazoa; Chordata; Lepidosauria; Squamata; Rhineuridae
Gene: CCDC120
Product: coiled-coil domain containing 120
Exons: 10
Coding region: 201-1871 (556 amino acids)
Source: RefSeq, a predicted model, not a curated record
GUGGAGCUGGGCAGUUUCGGGGAGCUGGUCUCCUUGUGCUUCUUGGUCUAUACUCGCCCGCAAAUUAAAGGGGAGGGGUGAACAGCAGGAAAGAGUGAGUAACCAACUGAAGCCCUCCAUCUGGGAAUUCCUGAUGGGGAUUGGAUCAGAGUGAUUCCCCUCCCUCGGAAGCAGGAGACACAAACCAAUCUCUCCUUGACAUGGAGGUGAAGGGGCAGCUGAUCAGCUCAUCCAGCUACAGCUCUUCAGAGGCCUUGCAGCGGGAACUCUGUCCCCGAAUUCGACUGGAGCGGGUACAAGAGCUGCUGGAGAAGCAGCGGGAACUUCAGCAGGUGCUCAGCCUGCGCCUUAAGGAGUUGCGCCGUGUUUGCCUGCAGGAAGCUGAACUGACAGGAAAGUUGCCUCCAGAAUACCCGCUGGAACCGGGUGAAAGACCCCAACCUGUGCGAAGGAGGCCAGCGGUUGCCUACCGAAAUCCCCCUGCCCUAAAGAAUGAGGAAGCACCUUCAUUGGAGGAGCUGACCCGUGAGCUGGCACUGCAGCAGCAAGUGGCUGAGGCUGCCCGGCGCCUCGCAGUCGCCCCAGACUUAACAGCUGAACAGCGUCGUCGCCGGAGACAGGUCCAAGCAGACGCUGCCCAGCGCCUUUGGGAGCUUGAGGCACAGGUGGCAGAAUGCCGAGUGCGGAUAGGCAAAGGACCCCUCCAGAGGGGAAACCAUGAAGAGGCUUUUCAUUCAGAAAACAGUUCCCUCUCAGAAUCAGCCAGCCACGAAAAUGACGACACCCACAGCUUCCAUCCCUCCAAGGUCUCCAACCACCAGGGGACUUUCUUUGACCGCCCCUCUCCCCCUAAGGCCCGAGAUCACCUACGUGCCAUAUCCAGCAGCCCCGACCGCCGACUAGGAUGGCGGCUUUUACAGCCAGAUCUGUACAGCGAAGCCAAGGACCGUAGGAAUUCUGUUGCCAGCCCUACCAGCCCCAGCCGCACCCUCCCCAGGAGUGUGUCCAGCUUUGAGGGCAGGAGUGUCCCAGCUACCCCAGUGCUAGCAAGAAAUGCUUGCAGUGGCAGCCAUCAGUUCAGGUCAGAGGCCCCAGCUCUCCACCCCCGGCAAUGGUCAGGCAGCCAUGAUUCCCAGCUUGGGCCCCCCAGCCGCGACACCAGUGCUGACCGGGCCUCUCUCUUUGCUGCUCGAACCCGUCGUAGUAACAGCUCUGAGGCCUUGAUUGAGCGGGCCCCUACGGAGGACCCUAUCUUCCCCUCCGGCCCACCUUUUAAAAGUGCAGAGGCCCUGAACCCUUCCAUCUCAGGCCACACUCCUCGCCCACCUUACAAUGAUCUUCUGAUGGACUAUUACCUGGAGCGCAGGUGCUGGGGUGGUGGCGGUGAGCAUCUGUCACGGAGGGAUAGGCCUCCCCAGCUGGAGUGGGGAGCCUUUCCCAAGAGCCCGCUGCAGCGCCGAGCCAGGCCAGCAGCCCGCACUAAAUCAUGUGGCCCGCUGUUGCCCCCCCAGUCCCAGGAGGUUGGUUAUGGACCCCCAUUGCCCCCUCAUCGUAACUUCCACAAAGCCCUGGCUCAGGAGGGACUCAGGGAUUGGUACUUGCGCAACGCUGGAGUUGCCCAGCGGGGGGCACCAGAGAGACGGGGACCAGCUCAGUCUGUACACCAGCAGCUGCGUAGCUACUACGAGCCAGCGCCCUGCAACCCUGAGACAGCCUACUACGGAGGUCCAGGAGGGCUGCCCCACUCAGUGAGCUAUGCUGGGCAGCCGCUGUAUGGCAGACCCUUUGGGGAACUAAUUUUCAUGGAUGACUCUGCUGGCCUCUACAGCUUGGACUCCACCGAGCAGCCAUCCCCGGGGACAUUGGUCUGACUCCCCUGCUUUUUCCCCCAAGGGGAAAUGGAGUUUGGUUCUUUUUUUUCCCUUCGCUGGUGCCUCUUUUGUGUGUGUGUGUCUGUGUGUGUGUUACACCAUGUUGGGGGUGGGACUCCCUGCUGGCAGGGUAUCUGUAUAUCUAUAUAUCUGUGUGUGUAAGAGAGAGAGAGAGAAAUUGAGAGAGUGAAGUUGGAUUGUUGCAUGUCACGCUGGACACACCACUGGGGAGCAGGAAAGUGCCCCCAGUUCCUACAUCUUGUUAAACCUUUCCCCAUUGGAGUUUUUUGGGGGAUAUGCAUUUACUGAGCAAUCUUGCCUGGGGAAAGGAUUUUAUUGCUGCAACUUGCACCCUCUUGUGAUCACUAGGGAGUGGUGCAACAUGACUUGCCCUGGUGCUGUGGGUUUGGGUGUGGUAUUUUGAACCCAGGACCCUGGAAUGUAUAAUUUGAGGGGUGUGUAUGUGUCCGUGUGUGCUUCUUGUGAAAUGUUAAACAGCACAGACCUACCAUCUUGCUACUGAACAUCAGUUCUGUUAAAAACAAAAAAGAAAAUAGCCAUCUCACACAUCACCAAUAGGCAACUUCUGCUCACCCUAAAUUUACUGCCCUUUUUACGCCUACCCUCACUUUUGCAUGGCUCUGACAAGGGACAGAACAACAUUGGAGAGAGAGAAUAAUGAGAGAGACUCCAAAUACUGGAAGUGAACUAAUAUAUAGCCCAACCUCUUCCCAGCAGGUGAAACGUACUCCUGGGAUGGAUGUUGUAGGUACAGAGUUUCAACUCAACUAAUUCAAGGGUGGGAAACGUAUAUCCCCCCCCCCGUUGUUGGCUUACAGCUCCCAUCAUCCAUGACCAUUGCCUAUGUUGGCCGGGGCUCAUGGGAGCUGGAGUCUGACGCUUGGACGGCUUUAAAAGAAGAUUAGACAAAUUCAUGGAGGACAGGGCUAUCAACGGCUACUAGCCGUGAUGGCUGUGCUGUGCCACCCUAGUCAGAGGCAGCAUGCUUCUGAAAACCAGUUGCCGGAAGCCUCAGGAGGGGAGAGUGUUCUGCACUCGGGUCCUGCUUGCGGGCUUCCCCCAGGCACCUGGCUGGCCACUGUGAGAACAGGAUGCUGGACUAGAUGGGCCACUGGCCUGAUCCAGCAGGCUCUUCUUAUGUUCUUAUGUUCUUAACCUCUUGGAGGGCCACAGGCUUCCCACCCCUGAAUUAAAUGAUAAUGUAGAAGGUGAAAGGGUCAAAAGCUACUCCCUGAAACAGCAGUCUGUUAGAGCAGUUCCACCUAUUAAACCAGCUAUGGGAACCCCUGGUGUUUCUGCUGCAGCUGUGUCUGUGUGUCUCUUAUCAGUGGGUAAGUGUGGUUUCCACAGCAAAUAAGACAUGUGGGCUUCCCACCUACAAUAGCCACAUUUUCCGUGUUGAGGAGAGAAUGACAAUAUAACACAAGUGUUUACCAUAGCAGUCAUAAUGGGCAGAGCUGCCUUUCUUCCCACAUCUAAAAAGCACUGCCACAGAACCCCUUCACGCACUCCUUUGAGCCAUUUUAUCAUCCCCCUUCCUCUACACAUACUCUCCCCCCUUGCCUCACAGUUUUAUGAAGUAAUCCCCCUUUCCAUUAAAAAUUACAAAAACAGAUUUGUGAUGCGUUUUCCUCCUGUCACAACUGCACAAGAAAUAGUCACUUUGUUUAAUCUGUUUUUGCCCGUUGAAUCCAGAUCAUAUUUGGGGAGUGGGGGGAGGGGGGGAGAAGGGAAAAAGAAGGGCUCAGCCCUUCUCCCCCCCUUUCCUUCCUAUGUGAAGGACCAAGGUUCACAGCAGAGUCACUGUCUUGUGUGUCUUUUCAAUAUACACUGUACAGAUUGUCUAUGGGGGCCUGAAUGUAACACUGAGCACUGUGCAUAUGAAAUGAGAAAGGGUUUCUAUAAUAAAGGUUGUAAAGGUGAACGAGGCUGUGCGGUGUGUGCCUGAUAGCUUUAGGACACUAUCAGGGAUUGCUGUAGCUGAGGUCUUUGUGUUUUUGGUGUAAGCAGCAUGGUGUAGGGGGAGAGAGUAGGAAUGGGGAAUCUGUGGCCCUCCAGAUGUUGUUGGACUAUGGCUCCCAUCAUCUCUGACAGUUGGCUACGGUGGUUGGGGCUGAUGGGGAGUUGGAGCCUAACUAUAUCUGGAGUCCAAACAGGUUUCCUCUUCCUGGGUUAGAGAAUACUGACUAGGGAGACCCAAGUUCAUAUCCCUCUGUUAGGAAGUAAGACGGGGGCAUUUAAAUGCACAGCAGGAUGGAGGCCCAAACAAGAACUCUCUGUUAAGCAGUGAGAGGCUCCUGCAGAAGCAGCAUGGAAUAGCCAUUCAAACGUGACUAUAAGAGAGAUGCAUACCUCCUCUUACAGUAUGAGCAGAAGCAAAGAAAGUUACAAUGAGGGUCAAGGAACUGAAGAGUUGUUUGGUUCCUGUGUAAGGUAUGGUUUUGAGGGUUGGCCUAGGGCUGGAGAGGCAUAGGUUCAAAUCCCAGUUCAGCUAUGAAGCGCACUGGAUGCUCUUGGACCAGUCACUUCCUCUUAGUGUAACUUACUUCAGGUGUGAAUAAAAUGAGAUGAUGGAAGGGGAUGAAUCAUGUACGCCUUCCUUAAAAUCUUGGAGGAACGGGUGGGAUAAAAAUGUAAUAACCUACCUCUCCCCCCUCCCUGAAUGGGGUGUGUACUUACUUCACCCUCGCUCCCAAACACCAUCUUGUUUUGGGGUCACUUCUUAAUUUCUUCCAAAAAAAUUUUUGUAGCACAAGCCUCUGGUCUGGGAACCCUUUCUUUGUAUUUGCUG